This is a messenger RNA of Gossypium arboreum, 647 nucleotides long. RefSeq names its product 2S seed storage albumin protein-like. The coding region runs from base 76 to 492 and encodes 138 amino acids. The record is from RefSeq and is a predicted model, not a curated record. The transcript has a single exon. Gene Ontology annotation, molecular function: nutrient reservoir activity. NCBI's taxonomy places the organism in Eukaryota, Viridiplantae, Streptophyta, Magnoliopsida, Malvales, Malvaceae.
CUUUCAUCCGCCACCCCCAUUUUCUUCCCAUCACAUAUAUCAAUCAAUCCAGUUAUAUAUAUAAAAAAACGUACCAUGGCAAAGUUCGCUCUCCUCGUAGCCACUUUCGCUCUCGCUUUCUUCCUCGUCAACGCCUCCAUCUACCGGACCACGGACGGCGACGAAGAAAACUGGUACCGACACGACCGGCGGUCGUGUCAAGACCAGAUAUGGCAGCAAGGCUACCUCCCAAACUGUCAGUGGUACAUGAACGAACAGGCCGGCCGCAGCCACAGCGGAUACGGCACCCACUACCUCAACUCGUGCUGCUACGAGCUCCAGAACCUAAGGCAGGAUUGCCGGUGCCAAGGCUUGAAACAGGCGUUAGGACAACAGCUGAAGCUGCAGGGAGUACGGUGGGAGAGUCGAGAGGCUGAAGAUAUGUGUGAAGCGGCAGAGACGGCACUGAAUAGGUGUCGUUUAGAUUCUAGGAGAUGUGAUAUGCAUAGUUGAAGAUGGCUUUAGAUAUAAAAUCUAAGACCCAAAAAUGCUAAACGCAAAAUAAGUGUAAUGCAUGCAAUGCAUGUUGUUUAGUUGUUCACCGGUUGAGGUUUUUGUAGUAUAUCUGAUAUGAAUAAAGCACAUUAUCGUGUGCAUUGCGUUUAGUA